Babesia bigemina is the source of this 357-nucleotide messenger RNA. RefSeq lists its product as hypothetical. The record is from RefSeq and is a predicted model, not a curated record. Bases 1 to 357 code for a protein of 118 amino acids. The transcript has 3 exons. NCBI's taxonomy places the organism in Eukaryota, Apicomplexa, Aconoidasida, Piroplasmida, Babesiidae. Gene Ontology annotation, cellular component: intracellular membrane-bounded organelle. Gene Ontology annotation, molecular function: 2 iron, 2 sulfur cluster binding.
AUGGUAUGGAGCAACUGGUGGCCUCAUGACCCCGUGCCGGAGAGCAAAGCAACCGACCCUUAUAUCGUCAAAGUGAAGCCGUCCCAGGUGUACUGGUGGUGCUCCUGUGGACGUUCGCAAAGGCAGCCGUGGUGCGAUGGAUCUCACAAAGGCACACAGUUCAAGCCGGUGAUGUACGUACCGCGCCACAACGCCACCAGACUCAUGUGCGGAUGCAAGUACUCCUAUAGGAAGCCCUUCUGCGACGGCAGCCACAUGUGGGUAAAGGCACACAGGAACGUUCCGAAGGCAGCCGUUGCGGCAUUUGGCUUCUUCUUCUCCGUGGGUGUCUUCACCUCGUGGAUCUGCCACCCAUAA